This is a messenger RNA of Ipomoea nil (Japanese morning glory), 1976 nucleotides long. Its product is annotated as mitogen-activated protein kinase homolog MMK2-like. Bases 509 to 1645 code for a protein of 378 amino acids. Gene Ontology annotation, biological process: intracellular signal transduction; protein phosphorylation. Lineage: Eukaryota; Viridiplantae; Streptophyta; Magnoliopsida; Solanales; Convolvulaceae. The transcript is spliced from 6 exons. Gene Ontology annotation, cellular component: nucleus; cytoplasm. Gene Ontology annotation, molecular function: MAP kinase activity; ATP binding. The record is from RefSeq and is a predicted model, not a curated record.
UUCCAAUUUCCUAAAUCCUAAUCCACAGACCACAGAAGAAACCAUCACCACAGUCCACAUACAAGAUUUAAUUGGUUAGUUUAACCAAUAUAGGUAUGUGUCACGAAAGGAAGAAAAGCUAAUAUGUCAUCAGACAAUUGCCCACUUGUAUGGUGAAAGAUUCACCAUUCACACUCCAUGCUUUGGAAAAGAGGAAAAGCCAAUUUUCUUCACGGGUAAUCUCAAGCCCCACUCCGUUUUCCAGUUCAAAAGUUUACACAGUAGCAAGAAAGAUCCACAAAUUCAGAAUAAAACCAAAGAAAAGUCUGGGAAAACGGGGUGAAGAGCGGAAAUGUCAAAAGGCUCUUCUUUUGCCUCUUCUUGUGAGACUAUCAACCGAUACAAGGAUCCCAAACUCGCCCAAGAUUGUGUUUCUUGAGCUGGGUUUUUCGUAGGUUUUGGUUCUUUCCAGACGGGCUUUUUCAAUUUUUUUUUUUUUUUUUUUUUUUUUUUGUUGGUUACGUCGCUGAUGGAAUCGAGCUCUGGUGCGGCUGAUCAUGGCGGCCAUGGUCAUAGCAACAUCAGGGGAAUACCUAUUCAUGGCGGGCGCUAUGUGCAGUACAAUGUAUAUGGGCACCUUUUUGAAGUUCCUAGAAAGUAUGUCCCCCCUAUUAGGCCAGUGGGUCGUGGCGCUUACGGCAUCGUUUGUGCCGCUAUGAACUCAGAGACAGGUGAGGAAGUUGCCAUCAAGAAGAUUGGCAAUGCCUUUGAUAAUAGAAUAGAUGCCAAAAGGACACUGCGAGAGAUAAAGCUUCUUCGUCACAUGGAUCAUGAUAAUGUAAUGUCCAUUAAAGACAUAAUACGGCCCCUGAAUAAAGAAAACUUCAAUGAUGUCUACAUUGUUUCUGAACUGAUGGAUACUGAUCUUCAUCAGAUUAUCAAAUCAAACCAGCCUUUGACUGAUGAUCAUUGUCGGUACUUCCUGUACCAAAUAUUACGUGGCCUCAAGUAUGUUCAUUCUGCCAAUAUAUUGCACCGAGACCUAAAGCCUAGCAAUUUGCUUCUCAAUGCUAAUUGUGACCUGAAGAUAGCUGAUUUUGGGCUCGCAAGGACAACAUCCGAGACAGAUUUCAUGACUGAAUAUGUUGUAACUCGUUGGUAUCGUGCUCCAGAAUUGCUGUUGAACUGUUCAGAAUACACAGCAGCAAUUGAUAUUUGGUCAGUUGGUUGCAUACUUGGUGAAAUCAUGACAAGACAACCCCUCUUUCCUGGCAAAGAUUAUGUUCAUCAGUUGAGACUUAUCACAGAGCUCAUAGGAUCACCUGAUGACGCAAGCCUUGGGUUUCUUCGGAGUGAAAAUGCCCGAAGGUACGUUAGGCAGCUUCCACAGUACCCAAAGCAACAAUUCUCGUCUAGAUUUCCCAAUUCCUCUCCUGGAGCUGUUGAUUUGCUUGAAAAAAUGCUAGUGUUUGAUCCUAGCAAGCGUAUUACAGUCGAAGGGGCACUCUGCCAUCCCUACUUGGCGCCUCUUCAUAAUAUCAAUGAGGAACCUGUUUGUCCUAUGCCUUUCAAUUUCGAUUUUGACCAGCCAUCCUUCACUGAAGAAAACAUUAAGGAGCUCAUCUGGCUGGAAGCUCUAAAAUUCAAUCCAGACCCAACUCAUUGAACGAUUUGCAGAGUACGAUGUAUACUGCUAAAAUACUACAACACAACUUAUGUAGCUCGCAAGUGGAAGCAUUAGAAUAAGUGGAAGCAUCGCAAUCGUGAAACUCUAUUUAGGUUAUGUUAGGGUUUUGUUCCUACUAUUUUUUUUGUUUGGGUGGUAAUGUUUGGACAGUGAAAAUACCACUGUAGUGGUAGAAUAGGUAUACUAAUGAAUAAGGACAACCCAGUGUUGCUGACCUUUAACUAAUGUUUACUUUUUAUUUGGGGCACUUUGACUUCACAAUCAUGUUAUUAUUGGUGUUAAAAUCUGUGGUUUUGUCAUACUACUAAAA